Toxotes jaculatrix (banded archerfish) is the source of this 2544-nucleotide messenger RNA. Its product is annotated as toll-interleukin 1 receptor (TIR) domain containing adaptor protein. The record is from RefSeq and is a predicted model, not a curated record. The transcript has 3 exons. NCBI's taxonomy places the organism in Eukaryota, Metazoa, Chordata, Actinopteri, Toxotidae. Gene Ontology annotation, biological process: signal transduction. Bases 352 to 1134 code for a protein of 260 amino acids.
ACUCAGGUAUAUUGAAAUUCAUUUAGUUGCCUUUAAUUUACUUGUCCACAAAUGUACUUUUGACAAAGGGUUAACUCAGCGAGGCAUAAAGUUUGAGACACUUUGCAUUUCAAAUUUAACUGCACAUGUUGAGGCUGAGUUACUUCCUCUUUUGUUCUGGUGAUGUCAGUGACAUUCAACAAAGAUUUCACUUCAUCUUUGUUGAGUAAAAUUACUGUAAAUGGAUUGUGACACGUUGUUGCAACAGCUUCUAUCGCUGAGAGUAUACGGGGUAAAGAAAAUCCAUUAAACAUUUGUUUACCAGAAGGAUUUUUUUUUUUAGAGGAGUUGAACAGACAUGACGAUGUUAACAUGCACGGUUGGUUCCAAAAACUCUUGAACUCAAGAGCAGUUUUACCAACACAACAUGAACACAAAGCUAAAGUGACAACUCCAUCAACAUCAUCUUCAUUUACAUCAUCCUCCUGUUCUUCGUCAUCAUCAGUGGGGACAGUCCCUUCUAAACCAAUAAAGCUACAGUCUGCUCUGAGCUCACAUCUGAGAUGGAGACGAAAAUAUGACUUGCUUGUGUGCCACAGCGUUGCCGACAGUGACAUUGAAGAGGCUAAACGCCUGGUCUCUUUCUUGGAGGCUUCACCUCGCAGCCUUAGGUGCUUUCUAUGGCAGAGGGACGUCUGUCUAGGAGGUGCAGUUUUCACAGAAUUCUGCCAGGCUGUGCGGGAGAGCCACUUACAGGCUCUUCUAAUCACUCCUAACUUUCUGCAGGAAGAUUGGUGCAAGUAUAUGAUGCACCAGGUUCUGGCUGAGGGACCUAUGUCCAAUCGACUGAUUCCUCUGAUACAGAAUCUGUCCCCCUCUCAGUACCCUCAGGAACUGAAGUUCUACUUCUACAUCAACCUGAGCAGUAACACCGACCAAGGUUAUAGGCUCAUCAACAAGACUGUGCUCAAGUACCUGGAAGACCUGGUUAAAAACGAAAAGGCACAUGACUGCAACGUGGACAGCUCCAGCAAUGGAAUAAGUGGGGAAGGCAGCUCACAAGGAGAUGAGCUGAUCUCAAACAAUGACCCCGCUGAGGCUUCAGGUUGGCUGGGAGUGAUGCAGAAGACAGAUAAAAGCUCUGAUGACAUUUGAUAAUCCUCAACAAUAAUUAAAGAACAUCAUGAAGGACAAGAGGCUCUGAGUGGAAGAACACUGCUGCUAUUGGUUUGAUUUAACUUUAUCACAUCAUGUUGUGAUUAAAUGGAAAGUCAAGCUAUAGUGUUGUUGCUUAGACUUUAUUUUUGCACAGUCACUCACCACGGAAUAUGUGGGAAGGAUGUUUAUGCGGUGAAGAGGCAAUAUUGUUUUUCCAAGCAACAUAGGGCUUUUUUUGUGUAACAGGUCUAGAGAAGUACAGUGUUUACUGAAGUAGUUUGCAAUUGCAAACUGCUGUUUAACUGCUGUUAAUGAGCACAUGUUGUGGGAAUUUGUGUUCAUAGUCUUCGCUUCUAACCUGUAAUUAAGUUAAGUCGCAGCCCAUAAUAUAUGGCCCUGAAGCACCAUAUAUGCAUAGGAUCCUCCCUUUGCCAGAGUGAGAAAUGACAGUGUGCUGUAAUAGGAUGAAUACACGUAAACUGUGGUACAGUGUUUACCACCAGGUGGUGCAUUUUUCCUGUACAAUCCAGUUGAGAGUGCUAGAGAGGGCUGUCAGUCAUGAAGGCAUUACCCCAGGAACACUAGUUAUCUUGAAUGAGUGUGAGCUAAUAUGGGAGCGAAAGUGAGGAACAGAGAAGAUGAGAGUAAAAGGGAAAUACCCAGCUAAAACAAACUGCUGACAGUGACAUGACCUUUUUACUGAAGUGGGCAUACUAACAGUAAAGGAUAUGUAAUUCCAUUUGAGACAAGGCACAGCUUGCAAGAUAUCAGAGUGAUGGUUCUGGUCUGCUCAUAUUAAUAUAUCUGACUCAGUGGUUUAAGCUCAGCUAGUUGGAACAAAGUCUGAAUAUGUCAAAGAUUUGGAAGGAACACCCUUUCUCCUCCAUCCAAAGAAAAAACCUUCAGUCUGCUGUUAGGUAGGCUAUGAUUUAAUGUCCUUGGCAGUACCUUCCCCUGUUAAUCAAGCAUGCUGGCAGUGCUUCACUUCAGACAGUUGGCAUUUGGACCACUCACUGUAGAAUAUCAGGUAUUCAUUGAAUCAACUAGAGCAUGACAUUUGUGAUCCUAUAAUCUUAUUUUUUUGACAUAAACAAGUUUUUUUCCCCCGUUUCACAUGAAGCACCAUCUGCCUUCAAGAAGUGGUGCAUGUUCUCUUUUUCUGACUUUUUUAAUGCUAUGUCACCCUACCACUACCCAUCCCCCUAAAUAACAGCAGACAUUUAGCACCACAUUAAAAUACCCUUGAUAAUCGCCUCUUUUGUGGCAAGCCAACAUUGUAACAUAAAAAUUUAGACUAAUCUCUGAAAGGCACAGAUGUUCUACAGGGCUUUUGUUGUUACCAUAACAAAUCCUCCUCCAGAUGACACGCUCACACACACACACAAAGAUACGUGAAUGCUUAUUGAC